This is a messenger RNA of Pseudo-nitzschia multistriata, 4189 nucleotides long. Lineage: Eukaryota; Bacillariophyta; Bacillariophyceae; Bacillariales; Bacillariaceae. The record is from the annotation of a GenBank genome assembly.
GAAGGUCACCGUGAAAUCCCUGCUGCAGCAUUGCCCAGUCAAAGCCAAUCCAUCGCGAAAGGACGGCUUGUUGCGGCAUCGACCGAGCACGAGAGUAAGAGAUUAGCGAACAAGUCGACGAAGUCUAUCCUGGCCAUAACAAGCGCACGAGAAGUUCUGGUGUCGAGAUUCUAUCGCUUACAGUACGGGAGGACCCAACUCGGCAUGCCCCCAACAAUGACCAAUAGAAAGAAUGCUCCCGCCGAGAUUUCCGAAGGGAUCAAACGAGAGAGGCGGCGGUUGUCUCUUUCGCUUGAAAGGGUUUCUGAUCCCUCGGCUCGUCGAAAAAGGAGGGUCUCGUGGGUAUCCAGUAACUGCGGUAGAAUGCGUUCCGCGAUAUCGCUUUUGUCGGUGAUGCAUUGCCUUGUCUACAUUACCAUGUCGCGAUCGGGCUCUGUCUCGACCUUUUCUGGUUUGUACGGGACGAACUCGAACACUGGAGAAUCAAAACGAUGGCUUUCCUCGAUCGGUUCCGGAACUCUUCUUGGAGUGGAAGCAAGAGUUCACAAGCUUCCCUCCUCUUCGGCAUCGAAAGUUCGAAACUACGGUGGCAGAGCCAGCAACGGCGGGACCAACGAAAAUGAAUCUCUGCUGAGGGAGCUCGAUUCCUUCAUUCACGAUGCUACCUCGUAUCUGAUUCGGAUCUCACACACGCCCGCUCAGGACAAGGUCUUCCCCGGACGCUUCACCUACCAGACGGAUCUCCGGAAACCCCUGGGGCCCACCCUGCAAAACUCGUACUGGAACGCAAAGGAAAACUACCAGUUCGACUACAACCUGCUGCGGCACAACGGGGCGAUCUACGCCCUCUCUCAGGCCUACGCCCGCAACGAGGAGCGACACUUGGAGGAGGCGCGCGAGACCGACAAGCUAGGGGACCUGGGGCACCGCCAGCGGUCGAUCCUCGGGGCGAUCGAGCGGGGAGUUGGCUACCUGCGGGACAACGCCCUCCUACCGGUACCCGGCCACAAGGAGUGGCUCGCGGCCUGGGAGCGCACCGACAUCGACGAUCCCCACAGCGAGCCGGAAAUGGCCAAGCUGGGGGGUGCCGGCCUGGCCAUGAUCGCCCUGGGAAAGAUGGAAGCCAUCCGGCCAGAUUCGGUCUCACUGGAAAAAGAACUCCGCAGGCUCGGAGCCUUUGUCGAGUCCCUCCAGAAUCCGCAAGAUGGGAGCUUCACCUGCAAGUACGAAUGGAAGGACGGGCCCAACAACGAGUGGGUAUCCCUGUAUUAUCCGGGGGAAGCUGCGCUGGGCCUGGUCACACUGGCGGAACUGGAGCUGGAGCGGGAAGAAAAAGCCGCUAGCGGGGAAAAGCCCGGAAUGGUCACCUCGGUGCACCUGGAGCUGGAGCACCAACACCACAACKCAAAAACCGCCGGCGACAAUGAUGUCCCAAAGCUCUCGAAGCGCUGGAUUAUGGUCGCCACCAAGGCCCUCCUAUACCUAGAGCAAUUGCGGCGAGACGAGGCUCUGGAUGACAUCGAGCCCGAUCACUGGGCUCUCCUGGCCACGGCCAGGCUGCUUCCGAUUCUCGACCGGCAGAGACAAGCUCUGGAGAACAAGAGCGAGAAGAAACAAGCCGACCUCGAGUAUUGGCUGGUCUACAACCACGGGGUGCGGGUUGCCACGUCGAUCGUAUCCGACCACACCACGGAGGGACUGAAAAAACACAAGGGUUGCUUCACCUACGAUUUCAGGACCUGUGCCACGUCUACAAGAUUGGAAGGGUUGUGUGAGUGAGAAGUAUCCAACGCGCCUUGAGAAGCAAGGCCAUGGUGACACGCGACAGCAGUAAACAAUUGUUUUCCAUUUCCUGAUCCCUUUGUAUUUUUUUUCUCUUUUUCUUUUUCUUCCGUCCCCGCUUCGUUUCCUUUGCAAACUCUGCUCUCCCACUACUAGUGGCCGCACUAACCUUUGUUCAAGAAUCGGAAAUCUUCCUCGGUGGAAACAGCGAGGAAGAAGGCGAGGACAAGAAAGGAAACCACGCCGACGCGACGGAAUUAUUGCGCGAUCGCAUCGAACGCGACGUCGGGAUGGGGAUACGGUUUUUGCUCGAGGCGCAACAAAAGACCGAUCAAAACAGCAUGCGCGGUGCCGUUCCGGGUAUGUACUCGGGCAAGAAACCCGCCGCUCUCUCAAAGAGCAACGACGAUGAGGAGGAGGGCAGCGAAGACGGAGAGGAAGACUACCACCUUGCGGAAGUCCGUGUCGACUAUGUCCAGCACAGCAUGUCCGCUGUCAUUGCCUACGAAUCGUACUUGCUGAGCAAGACGCAACAAGCGAAGAAGCGAUUCCACGAAAUAGUCCACGAAAAAGUCCGCAAUGUCGCUGACCCUAUCCUCCACCAUGUCAGGAAAAAAAUCGAUACUGCUACCCGCUCCUCAACCUUUGUUAAUUAUUCCAUUUUGGCUUUGCUGCUAUGUUUCGUGGUGGCGGUAAUAGCCCUUGCCUACUGUCCGCUAUCGAUCUUGCCAUCUUCAAGGAGCCAUCGCACACGACGCCGGCGCUUGAAGCGACGAGACUAGCUAAAGCUAGAGAGUUGGUGCCGUGUAAGUUGUCGAUUUGCCGCACCGCGUAAUGCUGUACUGCGAUUGUUAAGAAGAAAGCAUGGCUUCUUUUGUAAACUAGAUUCGAAAAGCUUUUUCAGAGUAACUUUUUGGCUAUAAUGUUACAAUUUUUUCGUUUCCCCCAAUAUGGUACAUUAUGUACUCUCAAGUAUGCCAUUGUUGGCAUUGCAUACAAAUUCUCUGACCUGCAUGCUUAAACAGCCUUCUUCUCUUCGUGACAAAACCACCAGUUCUUAAUGGACUGUCCAUUCCUUUUCAGAAGCAGAUGAAUUUGCAUUCAUACGCUGAUAAUGAACGAUUCGUGUCGCUCUACCUCUAACAGGAACGGCAUGUCUUUCGACAGUGAUCGCUAACUUUUACUCCAUUCCUUUUCUUCCCACAGCGCUUAUUUCUUGCCUUUCCAACCCAUUUGCAAGUCCAGUUUGGAUUAUUCUUCCAUGUAAAAUUCGGAUCAUCAAUGCACCUAUCUUCGUCUGUGGGAGGAUCGACCCCAGGACUUGGCGUUGGGUUUGUACCAGCACUACAAGUACCGCAUGUCUUUCGGCAGUGAUCAUUCACUGUUACCCCAUUCUUUGACUUUCCACAGCGCUUGUUCUUCGCUGCAGCAACCCAAUCACAAUUCCACGUCGGCGUAUUCUUCCAUGCAAAAUUCGGAUCGUCAAUACACUUACUUUCAUCGGCGGAAGGCUUUGUACUACCGCUACAAGUACCACAUGUCUUUUGACAGAGAUCUUUCACGUUCACUCCGUCUUUCGACCUUGAACAGCGCUUUUCCUUUUCCUCUGCAACCCAAUCGCAAUUCCAACUCGGAGUGUUCUUCCAUGCAAAAUUGGGAUCGUCUAAACAAAAAACAUUGUUUCCUGGUGCAUUGGUUGGAGCAGUAACCGGAGUCAGUCUAGGGUCCUUCACGCCAGUACAGGAAUCGUCGCAUGUCCUUUGGCAGUGAUCCCUAACUCUCUCCCCAUUGAUCUCCUUUGAACACCGCUUGUCUUUUUCCUCUGCCACCCAAGCACAAUCCCAUUGUGCUCUACCCUUCCAUCGAUAGGUUGGAUUAUCAAUGCACGACGACGGGGUUUGAAAUGGAACGAAUAAAGAACUCAACUGCUCUAAAGAUCCUUUUUCAGCUCUAAAUUUGUGGCUGACUGAAUAGACCUUUGGUGAAGUGUCGCCUUCAAAUUUAAAAGAACCAAAUUCUCCGCCUCGGAAGAUCUCUUCGCCUUCUAGAAAGGCACUGUAAAAACCAAAACCUCCGUUGCAACAGAUUCCUAUGCCAUGCCGAGCAUUGAAGGUGAAUGUGUAAUCUUUCUCAGGAUCAAUACAGACUAACUUGUUGUACAUAGAAUAUAGCUGAGAGUCACUCACAGGAUGGGAAGCCACCGUAUUUUUCGUUUCGUCGCUGAUCAAGUCCCAUCCAACAUUUCCUGAGGAAUAGGCAUCUGUCACAAAAUUGACCUCGAAGCGAACUUGACCAUCUUUGCACGCUGUUUCGUAGGGCUGAAUUUCAUUCUCGAAAUAAAUGUCCACUGGAACUUCGCUGCCGCCGGAAAUUUUGUUGUGUACUCGAAUAAUUAGAUUUUUCCCGC